Hansenula ciferrii is the source of this 822-nucleotide messenger RNA. RefSeq lists its product as uncharacterized. The transcript has a single exon. Lineage: Eukaryota; Fungi; Ascomycota; Saccharomycetes; Phaffomycetales; Wickerhamomycetaceae. The record is from RefSeq and is a predicted model, not a curated record. Bases 1 to 822 code for a protein of 273 amino acids.
AUGUUAAGUAUCGAACCCAAACCAUCAACUUUGAAAGCAUAUCCUGAGAAUCCAUGGUCAAUAAGUACAUCAAAUUUCAAAUUAAAAUCAACUUCAGAAAAGCACAGAAUGCCGAUAAAGUUGUUUUCUUUCAUGUUUACUAAGGAAAGAUCAAAUCCUUUGAAAUUGACCAGUUCUGAUGAUCACUUUUUAAAUUCAUUUUAUUAUUUCAGACCAGCUAUAAUCAAUUCAAUAAAUUCAGAUUCAGAUCUAAGACAAUUUUUAAUUGAUUCAUUAACAAAGAUCCUACUUGAUUAUUGUGCAAAGAAGAAAAAAUUGGAAAUUUCAAAUGUAGCUCAAAAUAUACCAGUUAAUUAUAGUGAUGGAACUUCAGAUUACAAAUAUUAUGGAUUCAAAGCGAAUAACACACCCAUACUUUCUCAUAAAAGCUUUUUGAAAGAUUAUAAAGAUUUGAAAUUUUGUCUGGUAUAUAAACCAAAUCGUGAACCAUUAGUACCAAUGCUGGAAAACUUAAUUAAUAUAUUGACAUUUGGAGGUGAUCUUAAAGAGAUUGAUGGAUUUUUAAAUUUUUUUGAAAGUGAAAGUCAUACAGCUUCAAUUAUAACUAGGUACCAGAUUACAAAACAUAAUAAUGAUAUAAGCGAUGUAAACUCAAAAUAUUCAAAGAUUUUCAAUAAAGGUAUUGUUGAUAUUUCUAAUUAUAUUAUAAAAAUUAAUGGUGAAGAACAUUUAUUUUCAGCAGCUGGGGAGCUAAUCAAUUUCAUUCCUGGUAGAUCGACUUAUGACCUAGGUAAUCUUUCACCACCAUCUUAUCAGGAAUAA